GUGAAAGGAGGGCUUCCGCCUUGCAGCGCAGCUUGGAUCAGCAGCCGCCCAGCAGGCCUCCCGCCCGUAUUUUCCCGCGUCCAUCCCUCUGUCCCACGGUCGGUGAGUCAGCGGAGCCUGAUGGAGGCCUUGGGCUCUGGGCACUAUGUGGGAGGCGGCAUCAGGUCCAUGGCCGCGGCGGCCCUGUCUGGCCUGGCGGUGCGGCUGUCGCGCUCGCAGGGGUCCCGCGGCUCGUACGGCGCCUUCUGCAAGACGCUCACGCGCACGCUGCUCACCUUCUUCGACCUGGCCUGGCGGCUGCGCAAGAACUUCUUUUACUUCUACCUCCUGGCCUCGGUGAUUCUCAACGUCCACCUGCAGGUCCUCUCCUGAUAUUCCCAGACUUCUGGCUUUACAGGCAGAGAUGCAGGUUUCAGGCCCCGGACUUCCCUCAGACCGAUCUACAGCCUGGGCUUUCUGUUGCCAUCCUUGACCUCUUCCUUGGGUGCGGUUUUGUAACUGCAUUAAGACUCAGACAGAUACCGGUCACCUGAAUGAUUACUGGCAUUGAUCUCCUUCUCCAGAAACUCAGAGAUACUGUUUUUAGAACCCUCAUCUCCCAGUAUAGGGGUGGGAGUGGUCAGAGAGUUAUAAACAUCCUGUCUUCCAAGGCAUGGCUUACCACAAGUCCCCAGUUUGAGUAGUUUUAGUACAAAUCUAAUAGCUUUGUUUCAAACCUUUCCUGAAACAUGCUUGGGAACUUAGAGGUGCGGUUCAUAAGCCAAGUUUUGUUGAGCCAAAUAAUCUAAAUGAUUCUGGGCAAGGUAAUCAAAUUCUUAACAGGCAGAGGCUCCAGGACAAAUAAGGGUAUCCAAUAUUUGGGGCUUUACUGGGUACUAAUGUCUGUCUAUCACCUGCAUUUAUCCUCCAAGUACUCCUUUGUUCUGGAGAAGUGAAUCCCGGUGAUUUUUAGCAGUUCCCCCAAAGAGAAGAUGUUAGGUAUUUUAAAAAAAGUAACAUAGACAAUAAUUACUUUUCAUUCCUUGUAUUCCCAGCAUGUAUAAACAACCUUCUCCCAUUCAUAUGAUGCCUCUUGGCAUAAUUUAAUUAUUCCACAUGCAACCAAGAGAGAGGCAACACAUACAAACAUUUCCAGCUACCAUAGUCAGAGGUGAAGUCAUGGGGCCUCUGUUUAUAGUUCACGUUCUCCCAGUGAUGUCUUUUCUUUUUCUACUUCUGCCAUUAUCCCAAUUUGAUAUUCUAUAAUCCCAUGAUCUAAAUGGUGAAUUCACCACCACCACUGUACCCUAUUUAUAAUACUAAAGAAAGAAGAGGUGAGAAAAGUUUC
Molecule: messenger RNA, 1327 nt
Organism: Symphalangus syndactylus (siamang)
Lineage: Eukaryota; Metazoa; Chordata; Mammalia; Primates; Hylobatidae
Gene: SMIM10
Product: small integral membrane protein 10
Source: RefSeq, a predicted model, not a curated record